Aspergillus wentii DTO 134E9 is the source of this 1134-nucleotide messenger RNA. It is a transcript of the gene erg6, whose product is annotated as sterol 24-C-methyltransferase. The record is from RefSeq and is a predicted model, not a curated record. Gene Ontology annotation, cellular component: endoplasmic reticulum. The transcript has 3 exons. Gene Ontology annotation, biological process: ergosterol biosynthetic process. Gene Ontology annotation, molecular function: sterol 24-C-methyltransferase activity. NCBI's taxonomy places the organism in Eukaryota, Fungi, Ascomycota, Eurotiomycetes, Eurotiales, Aspergillaceae. The coding region runs from base 1 to 1134 and encodes 377 amino acids.
AUGGCCCCUUCCGCUUUGGAGCAAGAGAACCACAAGCGCGAUGCCGAGUUCAAUCGCGCUCUGCAUGGAAAGUCCUCCCAGGCUCAGGGUGGCUUUGCCGCCAUGCGUGGCAAGGACGCCGCUGCGCAAAAGGCUGCUGUCGACGAGUACUUCAAGCACUGGGAUAACAAGUCCGCAGAGGAGGAGACAGAGGAGACCCGCGCAGCCCGACGAGCGGAAUAUGCGACCUUGACCAGACACUACUACAACCUUGCGACCGAUUUUUAUGAAUACGGAUGGGGUACCUCGUUCCACUUCUGUCGUUUCGCCUACGGCGAAGCUUUCACCCAGGCCAUUGCCCGCCAUGAGCACUACCUCGCUCACACUAUGGGCAUCAAGGGCGGUAUGAAGGUGCUUGAUGUUGGCUGUGGUGUCGGUGGACCUGCUCGUGAAAUUGUCAAGUUCACUGAUGCUCAUGUGACCGGCUUCAACAACAACGACUACCAGAUCGAGCGUGCUACCCGUUAUGCCGAGCGCGAGGGUCUGGCUCCUAAGAUGGCCUUCGUCAAGGGAGACUUCAUGCAGAUGAAGUUCCCCGACAACAGCUUCGAUGCAGUCUACGCUAUUGAAGCCACUGUCCACGCCCCUGAACUUGUUGGUGUGUACUCGGAAAUCUUCCGUGUGCUGAAGCCCGGUGGUGUGUUCGGUGUCUACGAGUGGUUGAUGACUGAUAACUACGACAACGACAACCCCGAACACCGCAAGAUCCGUCUGGGUAUCGAGCAGGGUGACGGUAUCUCCAACAUGGUCAAGGUCUCCGAGGGAAUUGAGGCCAUGAAGAACGCUGGUUUCAACCUUGAGCACCACGAGGACUUGGCGGAGCGUCCCGACGCGAUCCCCUGGUAUUACCCUCUGGCCGGUUCCUUCAAGCACAUGUCAUCUCCCUGGGACUUCUUCACAAUUGCCCGUAUGACAUGGUGGGGCCGUGGUCUGGCUCAUCGCUUUGUUGGUGCCGGUGAGCGCAUUGGAUUGUUCCCCAAGGGCUCUCAGAAGACCGCUGACAGCUUGGCUCUGGCUGGUGACUGUCUUGUCGCUGGAGGUGAGAAGAAGCUGUUCACACCCAUGUACCUCAUGGUUGGUAGGAAGCCCGAGUAA